Messenger RNA from Astyanax mexicanus (Mexican tetra), 5396 nucleotides. Its product is annotated as C2H2-type zinc finger protein. Gene Ontology annotation, molecular function: DNA-binding transcription factor activity, RNA polymerase II-specific; RNA polymerase II cis-regulatory region sequence-specific DNA binding. Gene Ontology annotation, biological process: regulation of transcription by RNA polymerase II. Bases 128 to 1531 code for a protein of 467 amino acids. Lineage: Eukaryota; Metazoa; Chordata; Actinopteri; Characiformes; Acestrorhamphidae. The record is from RefSeq and is a predicted model, not a curated record. The transcript is spliced from 4 exons.
CGUCCGCAGGCACGCCCCCUCACUUCCUCGCGGGGAGCAUGUGGUUGUUGUGCUCGUGGCUGGAGGAGUGAAACUGCGGAGGCCUCUUUGUUUAUGUGGGAGUGUUCGGCUGAGUUCUGAGCGCAGCAUGGCUGAUUCCGUGUCCAGGUUUCAGGCGGAGGUGGCCGGUAUCAUGGAGCUGCUGCUGAAGGUGGCGGUGCUGGAGAUCAGUAAAGUUUUCGAGGGCCGGACUCGCCUGUAUCAGGACUGCGCCUGCAACGGAGAGGCUAAGAUCCAGGAGGACCUGCAGUGUUUACCGGAUCUCAGGGCCUUUCGGGAACAGCCGCCGCAGCCGCCGGGGAGUCCUGCUUCCAAAGCUGUUCGCAGUGUCGGUGUGCAGGCGGGAGAACCGGAGUUAGAACCUGCAGCUGAUGAUGGAAGCAACAUGCCCCGCCCCCAAGAUCACGAAAUGGGUGAACAUCAGCCCCCCACAGAAGUCCCCCUGCUGGACCUGGAAGAGACCAUUGAUGUGCUGUGCACUGUUGACCUACCCUGCACCAUCUUUAAAGAACAGGUUACUAAAAUGGAGAUUGUGGAGGACUUGGCUGUUGAGAACACAUGGCAUGUUAAUCCUAAAGCAGAAUUGUCCUCUGAACAGAACGACGCUCAGUCACCAGAUCCUCUUCCUAUUCCAAGUCAGUUAAAUUCAACAACAGUCGACAUUCCCAGCACAGAUCUUAUCCCAAGCACAGAUCUUAUCCCAAGCACAGAUCUUAUUCCAAGCACUUUGGAGCAGUCAGACCUCGGCGUAAAGGAAGCUGCUGACUCUGUUGAGCCUGUGAGCGAGCUGGUGAAGGUGGAGCAUCUUGAUACAGUUGUAAGCAGUGAAGAAAAAAGUGGACAGACUUUAGAUAGCAAUUCAUCUGCUGCUCCGGGAGCUGUGGAUGUGGUGUUUUAUCUCAACGAGAUACCAGUCGACUACAAAGUGCUGCAGCCGUGCUCCGUGCAGCUGGUGAACCUGCUUUGUUUCCCUAAAGCCAAAAGGAAAAUGGCGGACGUCGCCGGCGUGAAUGGAUCCUCCGUACCCAAAGACCUCCGGAUUCACCAGCACAACCACAACGGGCGGCGCCUGUGCUGCUUCACCAAGUGCGGCGACGGCGUGUGGAGUCUGCGGGGCAGUCUUUCCCACAGACAGUCGCUCAGCUGCAAGAUCUGCGGCAAACAGUUCAAGCGCAGGAAGAUCCUCAGGAGGCACAAGCGGUUCCACACGGGGGACCGGCCGUACUCCUGCUCGAAGUGCGACAAGACCUUCACUCUGCGCAAAAGCCUGCGCAGACAUGAGAGAUUCCACACGGGAGAGAGACCCCACAGCUGCCCUCAGUGCGCCAAAAGCUUUCGUCUCAAGGACAGUCUGAAGGCCCACAUGCGCUUUCACACGGGGGAAAAGCCAUUCAGCUGCAGCCUGUGCACCAAAGAAUUUAGGAUCCAGAAGAAUCUAGACAAGCAUGCUUUGGUGCACUCUGUGCCAGGGAGGAUUUACCCAAUCAAAUAACCAAACCAAAUAUAUCAUAAUAAUGAUAUAUUGUCCCCCAGCUAGUAUGUUUAUACAGCUCUGGAAAUAAAUCCUGAGUCUGAAUUCUGAGACCAGUUUCUGAAUCUGUUUCUCUGAUUUUGCUAUUCAUAGGUAUAUGUUUGAGUAAAAUGAACAUUGUUGUUUAUUCUAUAAACUACGGACAAUAUUUCUCCCAAAUUUCAUCUAAAAAUAUUGUCAUUUAGAGCAUUUGUUUGCGGAAAAUGAGAAAUGGCUGAAAAAAGUUUUUAAGUUUUCAUGCAUCUUGGCAUGUUCUCCUCCACCAGUCUUACACACUGCUUUUAGAUAACUUUGUCACUCCUGGUGCAAAAAUUCAAGCAGUUUAGCUUGGUUUGAUGGCUUGUGAUCAUCCAUCUUCCUCUUGAUUAUAUUUCCAGAGGUUUUCAGUUUGGUAAAAUCAAAUUAAAGAAACUCAUUUUUCCAGAGCUGUAUAUGUAUAUAUGCAUACAAAAUAACCCACUGUAAAUCUUCACAUGCUACACAUGAGAAUAUCUGCUUGCUUUCUAUCUAUUACUACCGGUUAACGAACAACUUGCUUGAAAGUGAGACAGUUAAGGCAAGACCCAUUGGUACCCAUUUUGAGUCCAUAGGUAGUUAAUUUUAACAGAAGUUUGCACAAUUACAAAAAGCCAAAUGGUAAAAUCAUGAGAAACACUUUGUCUUUGACGUAUUUUGUCCCUGGCUUAUUGUUUUUAAAUCUAAAAUACUUAAAUAUAUAGCCAGUAAAGUACAUACAGUUAGCAAAAGAGGCUGUGUUAAACGUGGGAAAUGUAGACUUCAAAGUAAAAAAAGAAAUAUUAGCAUAUUUCAGUAUGCUAAUUAAGCAUUAAUACAUGAGAGGGAGUGCUAUAACGUGGAAUAUUGGCACUGCUGUGCUGCAGUCGUAGACACAAGGGCCUCGCGUGUAGUAUUGCGAUUAUACCACAGUUCCACUAUCGCUGUUAAUUGAAAGAUUUUGAGUUAAAGAGGAUGACAAUAUUAAAAAAAUACGAUCUGUUGGGUUAUAAACACUCUGAGUUAAAAUAGUUCCAUUGCUGCUCUGUUUGUAGCUGUGCUGUUUGGCUUGUAAGCGCUGCAUCAUUGCUAGGUUACCUGCAUGUGGCGGAGUAAUACUUGGAGAGCUUUGGUUACAGUGCAUUACCGGCUGAUAACUGCACUCACAGAACGCUUCUCAGCCAAUCAGAUUGCAGUGUCAGAACUAACUGUGGUAUGAUGUGAAAUAAAUAGCAAUAUUUUUAUUGAUAUAACUACAUGUAUGUUUGCUGUAUUUGAAUCGGCAAACAAAGAUGUAUUCCAGAAUAUAUUCUAUUUUAAAUUUGUACAGGAGUAUAGACUCCUAUAGUUUCUUUUGGGAGAUUUGGGAGUUAAAACACUGGGUUAAAACUACCCCCCCUGAUGCGGAGGCUUUUUUAGCCUUAUUAGCUUUAAUAGAGUUAUAGAGUUAGUUACAUGCUGUGCUGCAGUCACUAAGAGAAAGACUAAAAUAACGUUAGAUUCAGUUUGAAUCUGGAUAAAUGUUUGGUAUUUCUGUGAGAAAUGAGAUUAGUUAUUUGAUCUGAAUCUUGUUCACUACAUAAAAUGUUCUUCAUUAAUCUGUUCCUCCUUUAUUUGAAGGAAGGAAUAAACAGUAUAUAGUGUGUGCAAAAAAAAAAAAGUUUUGUUUGGAUGCUGAGAAAUGGUAGAGAUGGAUAUAAGCUAUGUUCUUUAAACUGCUUUGUACCAGAUCCUACAUAAUCUGAUGCUAAUACAUUUUUUUUUGCAAUAUAGUGUAUUUUAGUUCUGGGACAUUUUCUUAUUACUUUUUUUUUCUUUUUUUUUCAGACAGCAUGUAUAAAGUUUAUAUAUAAAAUGUGUAUUAUGUUAAGAUCAGUGGACUUUCAGGACCAAAAGCUUCAGUUUGUGUCUCCACAGGUUUUUUUUUCUCUCCUGUGUUGGAUUUAAAGUAAAUUGAGGUGUGUGUGUAUAUAUAUAUAUAUAUAUAUAUAUAUAUAUAUAUAUAUUGAGUUUCAUAUUAUAUAGUUCUAGCCAUUCUUUUUUCAGCUAUUACCUUUUUAAAUGUUUGCAUCCAGAAUUUGCUGGAAUUUUAUUGAAUCAGUUUUUCCCUUCACUUUAUCUCCAAUACUACUGGUGAACAACACAACUCUAAAUAAUUAUUAGAUACAUCCGCCCCCAUGCUUCACAGUUAGGUAGGUGGAAGUUUUGGAACUUUUUGUGAAAUGUGUAUCUUCUUUUUUUUAAUUAAUCAGUCAACAACACUUUUUUCCCCCCAAAUCUAUUAGACUUAUCUAGAUGUUCUGUAGCAUUUAGCAAAUAUCGAAUUUACUGAUUCUGCUUCUUCUUGUACUCUGCCAUGAAGAUUAUUUGUGCAAGCAGUGCUGCAAAUACAUGUACAGGUAAGCCAACAGAAGUGUGUCAGCAGCUGAAUUAUCUUUUCUCCUAAAAUCAUUUUAUUUUGUUGGAGCUACAUUAUCUACUGCUCAGAUUUUACUAUAUUAAUCCUAUUUUAGAUACUACUGUAUUCGAUUUUAGAUAAUUGCUGCAAGGAUUUGAUUGCAUUCAUUGCAGUGACAUGAGGUCAGGAUCUUGAGUGUUUACCACCUCAAUUAAUCAUUCCCAAUUCCCUCAAGUACUGGAGAUGGAGCUCAAUCAUUCCAGAGAACUAAGUUUCAUUGUCUCACAGCUUAAACAUUAGGCAUAGUGCCAACAGCUUCAUGUUUAUCUGCUUGAGAGAGUCCUGCUAAAUUAGCAGUACUGUGUAAUUUUCAUUUACUGUAUUUUCCGCACUAUAAGGCGCACCAGAUUAUUAGGCGCAUUAUGCGACACUAGUAAGGAACAGGGGUGUCACCAUGUUUUCCUUCUAAUUCACUGCUGGGUGGUGAGACCUGUAAAGCUAAGCUAAGUAAACAAAACUGUAAUUGUUAAAAAAAAAAAGUCAAACGAGCACUGAAUGUUAAUCUACACAGAUUUCUCUCCUGAAAACUGUUUAUUUGGCUGAGUGAAGUGCUUCUGUUUAUUUACAGCAAGCUUAGAUUUCUAGGUUCAGCAGCGCUAGCAUUAGCAGCUAACCGCUAGUAAAUGCCACCCAACAGCGCUAUACUGAGGAACCCUGAGUGAUCCAGUAAGCCAGGGCGAUGUUAACUUGUGGUUCAUCCCACAUAGCUUGUUUUAACACGGUAAAUAUGCAGACUACAGUGCGUUAAUACUCGCCUCUGAAUGCCGAAACAGCUAGCGCUUAGCGGCUAAUGCUUCUCCAGCAGUGCUAGCCAAGGAUAGCAGCAGGCUACAGGAAGAUAAUACCUCUGAACGGCGAAAGAGCUAGUGCGGUUAGCGGCUACUACUAAUUAAACUGAUACAUAAGGUGCACCAGGGAAAAUUAAAGGAUUUUAAAUGCACCUUAUAAUGAGAAAAAAUAUGGUAAAACAAAAUCUAGUUUACCCUAAUCCCUUACAGGAAAACUGAUUCACAGUGUAAAAAAAGUCAUCUUAAUUUUUUACCAUAAUCUCUUUUCCACACAGGCUGGUUUUAUCGUCAUUUAUUUCAUUCUUUUUUCUAUGGACAGAGUUGUAUUUACUUAUUCUAUAAUUUGGUCAUAUUUGCAGAAAUAUACUACAACAUACACAUAUAUUCCGUUGCAGCCUCUGUUCUUCUGUUCCUCUUGAUUUACUAUACAUUGUCUUGUAACCUUUGUUUAACACUGGAAAAGUAAAACCACUUUUAUUGUUUUUUUUUUUUUAGACUAAAGUGAUUUUUAUACAGAUGUAUAAAACGUGUAUAAAACGUGUACUUUUAGAACGUUUUAAAUAAUAAAAAGGUUAUCAAGUCUUGU